Messenger RNA from Parasteatoda tepidariorum (common house spider), 4202 nucleotides. It is a transcript of the gene Ddr, whose product is annotated as discoidin domain-containing receptor 2. Gene Ontology annotation, molecular function: ATP binding; protein tyrosine kinase collagen receptor activity; collagen binding. Gene Ontology annotation, cellular component: signaling receptor complex; plasma membrane. Gene Ontology annotation, biological process: protein phosphorylation; positive regulation of kinase activity; positive regulation of neuron projection development. NCBI's taxonomy places the organism in Eukaryota, Metazoa, Arthropoda, Arachnida, Araneae, Theridiidae. The record is from RefSeq and is a predicted model, not a curated record.
GCGCGCAGAAACCUUUCUUCUUUUCCACCCAGACCGUUUCUGGAUGCGGAUCUAAAAGCAUCUCUGGGAUUCUCAGAGGUUGUGGAGUUUUAACCAAUGGUGAAGGAGUUACCGGUGUGUAGUGGAUGGUGAAGCGAUAUGAUUUGAUUACUUAUAAGUGUGGCUUUUUUUUAUUUUAUCGUUUGCCGUAAAAGUUGUGGAUUAUUGUUUUUGCCGGUGUUUUUUGGUGAAAGGUGUGUUUUGGAUAUUUUAUGAUACCUUACCUGUAUGGAUUGAUUUGGAGGAUUUUUAGUUCUCUCACUUCGCAUUUAGAAGCGCACGCACUUGUUGCUGAUGCAGUUGAAGGCGCUGAAUGAAAUGGUUCUUUGAUUUGUGAUUUGAAGUGAAAAGUGUGGUUGGAUGAAACGAAAUGGAUUUAAGGUGAAACUAUAAGUAUCGAUUGUUAAAUGAACCAUGCAGCACCUUUUAGAAAGAUUACGAUACGAGAAUUUUAAGUGCUUCUUUCUGUUGCUGAUAUUUUCGUAUUCUCUGCAAUGCGGAUCGGCUCUCGACCUCACGGAGUGUGUGGCAGCCCUCGGCAUGGAGUCGGGUGAAAUCAAAGACUACGAAAUAAACGCCAGUUCAUCGUAUAACGAAGGCAGUGUCGGUCCACAAAAUGCAAGGUUGGACCGAGAAAUAAAUGGCGGUGCCUGGUGUCCAGAGAGACAAAUAAGCAAAGAUGUACACGAAUAUUUAGAAGUUUACCUUCCUAAUUUAUACGUCAUAACAGCCGUGGCGACCCAGGGAAGGUUCGGUAAUGGUCAAGGUCGAGAGUAUACAGAAGAGUACCUUCUGGAGUACUGGCGCCCAGGACUUAGCAACUGGAAAAGGUUUACGAAUAGACGAGGGAUACAGAUAUUCGAAGGAAAUACCAACACCUACACCAUUGUAAAAAGAAUAGUAGAUCCACCCAUUAUUGCAUCAAAAAUUCGAUUUGUGCCCUACAGCGUUCAUCUUCGAACAAUUUGCAUGAGAGUUGAGCUGUAUGGUUGUCUUUGGAAUGAGGGUCUUGUGUCCUAUGCCAUGCCACAGGGUGAGAGGAGAGGAAUAGACAUUAACCUGUCGGACAAGAUCUAUGACGGUAUUAAGGAUGACAGUUAUCUCCAUGGCGGUCUGGGACAGUUGACCGAUGGGCUGAAAGGAGAGGACAACUUCCGGGUGGACAACACGGGUUUCGGAAAAGGCUAUGAGUGGCUAGGUUGGAAGAACGAUAGUGGAGGCAUUAGCACUCUUUCAACGGAUGUUUUAACUGGGGUAGAAUCUCGUCCCAUUGAGAUUAUCUUCACGUUCGAUGUGGUCAGAAACUUCUCGGCUCUCUACUUCUAUUGCAACAACAUGCAUUCCAGAGACGUCCAAGUCUUUGCUUCUGCAAAAAUAUGGUUCAGCGUGGGAGGGCGAUACUUCAAUAACCAAGCAGUUCAGUUCUCAUACAUGCCUGACAUAUUUUUCGAACGCUCUAGAAAUGUCACCAUCUUCCUGCAUCAUGGAAUAGGGCGUACUGUGAAAGUCGAACUACAUUUUGCAGCUAGGUGGAUACUUAUCUCCGAAGUUAGUUUUGAUUCAGUACCAGCUGUGGGUAAUUUCACGGAAGAAGAACCUCCUGCAGCUCCACCUAUAGGUAUGAGCACAGCUUUGAACGAAGAUGCUCUUGGCAACCAAUAUGUGGGUUUGGUUAUCGGGGUCUUGGCUGCUGUCAUCCUUCUCUUGGUGGUGGUCAUCUUUGUCAUUAUAGCCAGGAACAAGAGGAGGAAGAACACGUCACCCCAUAACGUCCUCAGGCCGGGAGAGAACAGGGUGACCAUCAACAUGAAGGAUCUUGGGCUGACAUUCAGUUCCUGUCCCAGUCACCUCUCGAAUGGUUCUGUGUAUGGUCAAGUCGCUGCCGAUGAUCCUGAUAAACUGCUGUAUCAAGAACCUCAAGACAUGAAAGUGAAUUACACUGGAGCUUAUUGCAAUGGUUCGGCAAUUUCUCGAGAAUACGCUAUCCCAGAUGUGAAGAAGGUUAUGCCCACCACCACGACCAAAACAUCUCCGUUUUCAAGAGUGAACGGUCCCGAACGACAUUAUGCUGCCACAGCUGUCACAGAACUGCCAAACAUACAAGGCGUCAGUGGUAACACUGUAUACGCCGCACCAAAUGUAGAUGAAGAAAUGUUGCCACCCGUCAGAGAAGUGCCUCGUCAUAAAUUACAUUAUUUAGAAAAACUAGGCGAAGGGCAGUUUGGAGAGGUGCAUCUCUGUCGCGCAGAAGGUAUUCCAGAGCUGGUGGACGUCCCAUGCCACGGGAACUCUUCAACUCUGGUGGCGGUGAAGAGUGUGCGUCCUGGUGCUAGCGCCAACACGCGCGCCGACUUCUUCAAGGAGGUCCGCAUACUCUCACAGCUGCGAGAUCCAAACAUUGUGUAUGUGCUUGGAGUAUGCACUCAGGGAGACGGUCCCUUAUGCAUGGUAGUCGAGUACAUGGAGAACGGUGACCUUAAUCAGUACCUGCAACAGCAUGUGCCAGAGACGACUGGAACACUCACUUUCAGACCAACUGGUACACCGAGUAAAACUCUGAGUUACGGAUGUCUGAUAUAUAUGGCCACUCAAAUCGCCUCCGGAAUGAAGUAUCUAGAAUCCCUGAAUUUCGUUCACCGGGACCUGGCGACGAGGAACUGUUUGGUUGGUAGAUCACAUGUGAUCAAAAUUGCUGAUUUUGGAAUGAGUCGAAGUCUGUACAGCACCGACUAUUACAAGAUCCAAGGGAGAGCUGUAUUACCCAUACGUUGGAUGGCAUGGGAAAGCAUUCUUCUGGGUAAAUUCACAACGAAAAGUGACGUUUGGGCUUUCGCUGUCACCAUGUGGGAAGUGUUAACAUUCGCCAGGCACCAACCGUAUGCUGAACUUACAGAUGAACAAGUGAUCGAAAAUAUAGGAUACCUUUACCAUGGGGAUAGCCGUCACAGGUACUUGCCACAACCUCCAAACUGUCCUCGGGAAAUCUACGACCUGAUGAGGGAGUGCUGGCAAAGGAAUGAAUCGGACAGGCCAAACUUUCGAGAAAUCCACCUAUUCUUGCAACGAAAGAAUCUCGGUUAUGCACCACAACUCUGACUGAACUUUCAUAAGUAACGAAAUCUAUCAAAUUUUUUUUGGCUGGCAACGAAACAAAAAAAGCUGUAUAAUUGUUGGCAGUUAGUUUGCACCAGAUGCACACGAAGUAAUUUAUUCUAGCCGGCAAUUCGUCGUCGACUUCUGUCUCACCAUGGAAAUCAAUGGGGAGUUACCAUGGGCGUAAUCACCAUGGACAGAUAUUGCUUUUGUAUUCGAUUCGUUUGCAUAGCUGGAAGCGACAUUUUACUCAUCCAAAAACCACUGACCCGAUGUUAUGGAAUCUUGAUGGUUUUUUCUAACCCCCAAUAAAUUAAGGACCACAUCACUUAACAGGAGCUUUGUAUAAAAUGUGCUGGAUAUCUUUGUAAAUAAUCCAUUAACAAACUGUGCGACAGUGUGAGUAGAAUGAAUGCUUGGAAUCAAUUGGAAAUUAGAUCUGUAUUUCUAAAACUAGUGCAGCACUGAGACCCUCUUUUAUAAAACAUCAUUUCUUUUUUUAUUUAUCAUUCGAACGUUCUCACACAUUCACAUGCAUGCUGGAAUUUCAAAGACGGUUAACUUCUAGUGUUUUCAAGUUAAUUUUGUUCUUAGAACGUUUCACGAUUCGUUCUAUCGAGGUGGGAUUUUUUUUCCUUACUACCCUUAUUUCCUAUUGCAAAUGUGCUGUGACUUUCGUGGCCGAGAAACUUACUUCAGCGACCAAAUUUUUGAACUCGACCUGUGGUACUAAUCAGAAUUUGCAUUUCUUUUGUGUCUAUGUUUUAAAUAAAAAUAAAUUAAUGGAAAUGAUUUUGAGCUUUCGGCUUCUGUGAUCAAGGACCGUUGUUAGCAACGAGGGGCAGCUCACAGCGUGUGAGCCGUCUUGUUUAUAUAUAUACUAAAAAUUAAAAAGGACACUUGGUGAACUACGAUAAUGAGUGAAAAAAUAUUGUGUAAAUGUUGUAAAACCCAGACUUGGAUUUGUAAAGAAUAUCUUCAACUGCAAAUGUAGUCAAUUGUUUGUGUACUAGAAUAGACACAUGUGUAUGAUCAAUGUAUGGAAAUGAAACGAGAUGGAUAUUAUAAAA